AUGGUGGAUCAGAGAAGCGCUUUGUUCUUCUGUCUGGUACUGUUCGACUGUGUUUUGUCUCAAUCACGGACACGAUUCGACGAGACAAUCACUCUGCUUCGUCUCCGGUCUACUCUCGGUUUAAGAGGAACCGAUUGGCCAAUCAAAGGCGAUCCCUGCGCCGUGUGGAGAGGGAUACAAUGUGACGGCAACGGAAGCAUCGUCGGGAUCAACAUUUCCGGGUUUAGGAGGACCAGAAUCGGUAAGCAAAACCCACAAUUCGCUGUUGAUCCGCUUCUCAAUCUCACCCGUCUUGUCUAUCUCAACGCCUCUGGAUUCUCAUUACCCGGUUCUGUUCCUGACUGGUUCGGUCUUCGCUUGUCGACAUUGCAAGUCUUAGAUCUUAGUUCCUGUUCCGUGAGUGGUGUUGUUCCUUUAACUCUCGGUAAUCUCACUUCUUUGAAGAGCUUGAAUCUCUCUCGGAACAGUCUCACCGGUUUGGUUCCAACCAGUUUAGGAGACUUGUCUAAUCUCCACGAGAUUGAUCUCUCUAAGAACACGCUCACUGGGACACUUCCUCAAUCUUUCAGCUCUUUCAAGAACCUGAGAGUUCUUGAUGUUUCUUCGAACUACCUCACCGGACCGAUCCCUCCCGGUUUAGGAUCGCUACCGGAGCUUCUCCACCUGAACUUCUCAAGCAACAGUUUCUCCUCUUCGAUCCCUUCGCAGCUCGGCGAUCUCGUCAAUCUUGUUGACCUUGACCUCAGCAUCAAUUCACUCUCUGGUUCAGUUCCUCAAGAGCUUAACAAGCUAAAGAAUCUGGAGAAUCUUGUGAUUAGUGAUAACCUCUUGAGUGGAUCUUUACCGGUUGAUCUGUGCAGUCCCUCGAGCCGGCUACAAACUCUGGUUCUGAGCGAGAACGGUUUCUCCGGUAACCUACCUGACACGUGCUGGUCGAUGCCUAGCUUGCGUGUUCUCGGCAUUGCCAAGAACAACUUAACAGGAAUGCUCCCAAAUUCAGGCUCUGCGACGAUGAUGAUGGUCGAUAUCUCCUCGAACACGUUCUACGGGGAGCUCACAGAGAUUCUCGCAAGGUUCGGGGAGAUAAACCUCUCCGGUAACUACUUCCAAGGCAAGGUUCCAGAUUACGUGCACGGAGCAGCAAACAUUUCCGUUACAAGAAACUGCCUUCAGAACGAGAAGUCACAGAAGUCUUCAGAGGAUUGCUCAUCGUUCUACACAACUAGAGGACUAGUCUUUGAAGGUUUCGGACGCACGAACUCGACUCAACCGGUAUCCGAGAAGGCGUCGUCGUGGUUAAGCCACAGGACGGUGAUUAUACUAGCAGCAGUCGGUGGAGGGAUCGGUUUCAUUCUGCUCUUCGUUCUCUUGCCGAUUCUUGUGGCUGUAUGUAUACGGAGGAGAAGGAGAGUGUCCCGGAGAGGAAACGUUGACAGGCCGAAACCCGCCACGGAGGCUUCACAGCCGCCUAAAGGAGCACAGACGUUUGAUCUGUCACGUCUCGGGAACGCGUUUUCGUAUGAGGAUCUUCUCCAGGCGACAGAGGAGUUCAACGAAGCCAAUCUGAUAAAACGAGGCCACUCGGGGUUGUUGUUCCGUGGCUUCUUGGAGAACGGCGUGCCCGUUGUGAUCAAGAAGAUGGAGACGAAGGAAGGUAAAAGCGAAGGGUAUAUAUCGGAGCUGGAGUUGUUUAGUAAAGCUGGACACCAGAGGCUUGUUCCGUUUCUUGGACAUUGUUUGGAGAGUGAGAGCCGGAAGCUUUUGGUGUACAAGUUUAUGAGGAACGGAGAUUUGGCUAGCGCUUUGUUCAGGAAAGCUGAGAACGAAGGCGAUGGUUUGAAGUCUUUGGAUUGGAUUACGAGGUUGAAGAUUGCUCUUGGUGCAGCUGAGGGAUUGGCUUAUCUGCAUCACGAGUGUUCUCCAUCUCUUGUUCACAGGGAUGUGCAAGCAAGUAGCAUACUUCUUGAUGAUAAGUUCGAAGUACGUCUCGGAAGCCUAAGCGACGCAUAUGCACAAGGAGAUGCUUAUCAAAGCAGGAUUUCUCGUUUACUUCGGUUACCACAAUCGACUGAAGCAUCCUCUUCAGGUGCAGCGAAUGCGACAUGUGCCUAUGAUGUCUACUGCUUCGGCAAAGUGUUACUGGAGCUAGUGACGGGGAAGCUCGGGAUCAGCUCGCCAGACAACGCAGAAGCGAAAGCGUACAUGGAGGAAGCUCUGCGAUACAUCAGCACAAACGAGAAGGAGCUGGUGACAAAGAUCUUAGACCCUUCACUAAUGGUGGACGAGGACCUUCUUGAGGAAGUAUGGGCGAUGGCUAUCAUCGCAAAGUCGUGCCUAAACCCGAAACCAACGAGACGGCCGUUGAUGAGACACAUCGUGAACGCGCUCGAGAACCCUUUGAAAGUGGUGAGAGAGGAUAACAACUCUGGCUCGGGGUCGUCGAGGCUGAGGACGAACUCGUCGAGAGGGUCUUGGAACGCUGCUAUAUUCGGGAGCUGGAGGCAGAGCGCGUCGGAUGUAACCGCGGGACAAGUUGGAGGAGGAGGAGCAAUCGGUGGUGGUGGUGGUAACAGCGGUUUGAGAAACUCGGGGUCACAAGGGAGUAGUGGAAGGAAUAAUAAUAACAAUGGGAAUUCGUCGUCGAGGAGACGGCAGUCUAGUGAGAUUGUGCCGGAGCCGGCUGUUUAUGGAGAAGAUGUAUGA
Messenger RNA from Microthlaspi erraticum, 2703 nucleotides. Lineage: Eukaryota; Viridiplantae; Streptophyta; Magnoliopsida; Brassicales; Brassicaceae. The record is from the annotation of a GenBank genome assembly.